CGGUAUUUGUUUUUUAAUGUGAAUGUAAAAUGCUUUUUACAUAGUGUUAAACAAAUUCCAUUUGUCGAUAAAGAAAAUGAACCGGUUAGUUCAUGGUUUUGUUAUUUUUGCAAUGUUGGCGAGUUGUUCUGGAAGCCAUUUUCGAGGUGGAACAAUAACUUGGAAAUCAACAGGACAUGGUUUCGAAGUGGAAUUCAGUUCAAAGCUAGGAUGGGUGGCUGGAAUGUACUGUUCGAUAGCGACGGUCGGCUCGGGUCGGAAUGGAUCGGAAGCUUCAUGGAAAUGUGUGAAAGGUUGUUUGGUACCGGUGUUUGUCAAUGUCAACCAGACAAGUUUUCAGUGCACCGGUUUUAAUUUAGCGCAAAAAUGGGAACGAACAGAGGGCGUCUUCAAAUACACAUUUCCUGGAGCUGGACCGUUUGAAGUUGAGUAUUCCAGCGGUGCUUGGAUAGCCGAAGUUGGUGGCGGGUCCUGGACACUUAAGACUAUAGUUGAUCUAAGAGACCGUUCGGACACUGGUGCUCCUAACCAUAGUCCAAUAAUACCAUCUAAACCUGUUUAUUUCAUCAAAUACGGUUGCACUGGUGAUAUUGUUCUACCAACUAUUGACGAGGAUAACGACAACGUCACGUGUAGAUGGUCUGUUGGAAACGAAUGCUCGUCCAUAUGCCAUCACAACGGAUAUGCACAAGUUGCAACACUUAAUGAGGAGACAUGCACUCUUACGAUAAGCGCCAACUUAAAGAUAAACGACAGUUACGCAGUGGCAAUAACCAUAGAGGACAGACCAAAGACAUCCAUUACAAUUGGGGGAAGCCCCUAUGCUGCUGGAACAGUUAUAUCAUCUGUACCUCUGCAGUUUAUUCUAGUAACACCCGAUAUGCCGUCAAGAAAUUGAGACGACAGACCCGAAUUUGUUGAGCCAACUCCUUCAGAGAAAGACCUACUUGUGUACCAGAUUGGAGAUGUGGUUUUCAUCAGUUUUUACGCUACGUCUCGUGCGGCAAGAAUCACCUCCUUCACGCUGCUAGACCCGCCCCCUAAUGUGAAGCAGUCCACUCUGGGAAAUGACGGUAAGUUCCGCCCAGGGGUGUUUGCUGUUGACCUUUCUUGGAUCCCGACUGGGGCCGAAACAGGA
Molecule: messenger RNA, 1138 nt
Organism: Dreissena polymorpha
Lineage: Eukaryota; Metazoa; Mollusca; Bivalvia; Myida; Dreissenidae
Product: integrin beta-like protein A
Exons: 8
Coding region: 77-898 (273 amino acids)
Source: RefSeq, a predicted model, not a curated record